ACAUCGGAGGAGCCCCUUCAGAUCGCGUUCAGUGCGGAUACCGUCCGAGAUUCCGUUCCGUUUAAAGCGUUCAGCGUCCGUCGAUCGCCAGGCAGUUAAGUCCGCGACCUCGCGGCAUCCCGGUUGCAGUUCCCGGUUCAGUGUCGGGUCGAUCGAGAGUUUCGUGUUGAGGUAGAAAACAAUCCUCUACAACGGCUACAGCGGUGCAACGCAUUCUGAAACUGUUGAUGCAACGGCAGCAGAAACUGCUGCGGAAAUUAUUCCAACUGACUGCAUUGGCAAAACGUUAAGCAUACGCAGUGUUGUAAACAAAAAGCAAGCGAUACAGUGGAAAGCCAAAGAGCGAACGAGUGAGUGAAAAGUGAAACAUAUCGAAAAACAAUAAUUAUCUCGGGGAGUGCCAUCAACCAGCUACAUCCUGGGUAAUCUUUGGUUAAUCGUUCGAGAUUACCUCUUCGCCAAAAUGGGUCCCCCCACCUCCACCGAGCUGCCACCGAAGACCACGGAGCGCAGCGAUGCCCCUGUCGAGCUGACCGGCUACCGCAGGUGGCUAUCCGACAACCUCAUGUUGCUGGUCACCCUCUCCGGAGUCCUCCUGGGGGUAGUCCUGGGACUCUCGUUGCGGCCGCUUAACCUACACGGGGACUCCAUCAUGCUGAUCUCGUAUCCUGGCGAACUGUUCAUGCGAGUGCUGAAACUGAUGAUUUUGCCGCUGGUUAUAUCCAGCCUGAUUGCCGGAUCGGCCAGUCUUAAUGCCAAGAUGAAUGGCAAGAUAGCCCUCCGAACGUUGGUUUACUUCGCCAGCACCUCGUUCUUCAACGCCGCAUUGGGAAUUGCUCUCGUUCUGCUCAUCCAUCCUGGAAAUCCUGAUCUGCACAAUGCGGACGACCGGUCGACUGAUAGGCGGGCGGUGAAUUUACUGGAUAGCCUCUUGGAUUUGGGCAGAAACGUAUUCCCGGACAACCUGUUUCAGGCCUCCAUUCAGCAGGCGCACACCGUGUACUUGCCCAAGCCGACUAUCCUGCACGCCUUCAACGAGACGAUGAACGACACCUUGGUAUCCGGCGUGGAGGCCCAACGUCUGUCGGAGGAUCUUGCAGAGGAAGUGGUGCUGGUGAGGGAUAUCCAGUACCGCAGUGGAACCAACACCCUGGGCAUCGUAUUCUUCUGCCUGGUAUUUGGCACUUUUCUGGGAACCAUCGGCCAGAAAGGGCAGGUCGUGGUUGACUUCUUCGCCGCCAUUUUCGAGGUGAUCAUGAAGAUGGUGACCUGCGUGAUGUGGCUGACCCCCGUGGGCAUAAGUUCCGUGAUCGCCGGAAAGAUACUGAGCGUCGGCGACUUGGGCCUGGUCAUGUCCCAACUUAUGUGGUUCAUCGUCACGGUGGCCAUCGGCGUGCUUAUCUACCAGCUCGUGGUGAUGCAGGCCAUCUACUUUGUCGUCGUGCGUCGCAAUCCGUUCAAGUUCUACGCCGGACUCAUCCAGGCCAUGCUAACCGCCUUCGCCACGGCCUCAACCGCCGCCGCCCUGCCCAUCACAUUCCGCUGCAUGAACGAGAAACUCAAAGUGGAUCCGCGGAUCACGCGAUUCGUCCUGCCCAUUGGAUGCAACAUCAACAUGGACGGAACAGCUCUCUACAUCGCAGUGGCCUCGAUCUUCAUUGCCCAGAUGAGCGGUAUGGUUUUGGGCUUCGGGGAAAUACUCACGGUGCUCCUGACCUCCACGGCUGCCUCGAUGAGCUCGGCCAGCGUUCCGAGUGCUGCUCUGGUACUACUUCUCGUGGUGUUGACCGCCAUUGACGCUCCUGUCCAGGAUGUGACGCUCCUCUUCGCCGUGGAUUGGUUUGUGGAUCGCAUUCGCACUACGAAUAACAUGCUGGGCGACUGCUACACCGCCGCCAUUGUCGAGGAACUGUCGCGCAAAGAGUUGAUGGCUUUAGACGCCGCUUCCGUGAACUAUCAGGACAUGCCCGUUGGCACCCCCAACGGACAUGGACACCACGAGAGUGGACUGCUCGAGGGACAGACAGAGCUGGAGACGAGCAGCAAGUGCGUCAUGACUAUGACGGACUCGGUGGUGGUGGACAUGGGUGCGGUGAUGAACAACGUGAACCUGCAGCAGGAGCACUGCAACCGCAGGGUCUAGACGGGAUACUAGACCCAGAUCCGAUUUUAGUUCGUCAGCAUCAGCUCAGUAGUAGUCCCAGAACCAUCACCACCACAAAAAGAAUAACACCUUUGAUAUUCACCACCAAUAGACCACAGUGUUCCCCUUGGAAAAGUUUUUGAUAUAGAAUCUUUAAAGAACAACCAAUUGGACAUAUGAGUAUACCGAGAGACUGUCUGACGAACCCACCCGUAUUGAAUUUACUCCUCUUUUGGACCAGCGUCGAUAGCAAUUAAUUAGCCUGAACACUUAAAGGACUCCGCAUACGUAUAUAUCGAAUACUCACCUAGUAGGAACCGCAUAAGGAUAUUAUAGGCCACAUAGGAGCACACACAUUCUAUCUUAAGCCCCAAAGACGACGAUGAGACGCUAAGCGAGGGAUUCUUGUGAUCUGGCCCGGGAACUAUGGGCAUAAUCUAUGGGUAUUAUUUUGUAAGCUCGAUUGUGAUGGGGUCUCACUGAUUUGUUUUACAAUGUUGCUUAUUUCUACGUUAAAUAUGUGUCGUUCGGGUGUUUUACGGGAGGUCAAUCUAUAGGUUAUUGAUGGAAGCGCAGAAACGCAGGUUGUGCAAGAAGUUGGCCUAGGUUUAGUUUUAGUUUUAGUUUUAGUUAAACUGUUAACUCACCUUUGGUUACACGCCCCAGUCUGACAACUAACCAGUAGAGACUAUCAAUUAUUAACUACCCAUUUCCAAUCACCGAUACCAAAUAUCACACAUGCAUUCGUAGACUGAUAGCAGACUUAGUAGCGAUAACAAAUAUGUAUCUGCGUAUAUGCAAUACUUACUUACUAAUAUCCGACAUUCGAUUUGUACGCGACGCAUUCGCUGAAUACAAUAAAAGUUAUUAUACCACCUA
This is a messenger RNA of Drosophila eugracilis, 3022 nucleotides long. It is a transcript of the gene Eaat2, whose product is annotated as excitatory amino acid transporter. Gene Ontology annotation, biological process: L-glutamate transmembrane transport. Gene Ontology annotation, cellular component: plasma membrane. Lineage: Eukaryota; Metazoa; Arthropoda; Insecta; Diptera; Drosophilidae. Gene Ontology annotation, molecular function: neutral L-amino acid transmembrane transporter activity; glutamate:sodium symporter activity; L-glutamate transmembrane transporter activity. The record is from RefSeq and is a predicted model, not a curated record.